Messenger RNA from Kwoniella botswanensis, 1353 nucleotides. Its product is annotated as carbamoyl-phosphate synthase, small subunit. Gene Ontology annotation, molecular function: carbamoyl-phosphate synthase (glutamine-hydrolyzing) activity. Gene Ontology annotation, cellular component: carbamoyl-phosphate synthase complex; cytoplasm. The record is from RefSeq and is a predicted model, not a curated record. Gene Ontology annotation, biological process: 'de novo' pyrimidine nucleobase biosynthetic process; L-glutamine metabolic process; L-arginine biosynthetic process. The transcript is spliced from 4 exons. Lineage: Eukaryota; Fungi; Basidiomycota; Tremellomycetes; Tremellales; Cryptococcaceae. Bases 1 to 1353 code for a protein of 450 amino acids.
AUGUCAAUGUCAAUCGCUCGAUCAAUCCGAGCCCUCAAAAGUGGCUCUUCCAGUAAACUCUCACUACCAAAGAGAACUUUGGCUACUCCCGUUAACACCAACUUGUACACCCCAGUCUUACCCGCCAAGAUCCCAGCGGUGUUACACUUGAAAUCAGGUCAAAGUUACCAUGGACAUAAUUUCGGUAGUGAGAACUCUAAAUUCGGUGAAACUGUCUUCAGUACCAGUAUCACUUCUUACACCGACUCAAUGACCGAUCCUUCCUACCUUGGUCAAAUCCUCGUCUUCACCUCACCUAUGAUCGGAAACUACGGUGUUCCCUCCAACUCUUCCCCACCAGGAUUCCCGGGUAUCCCAUACCUCGAAUCAGAGAAAAUCCAAUGUACAGGUGUAGUCGUCUCUGACGUCGCGCUUAAAUACUCUCAUUACAAAGCUGUCGAAUCAUUGCACGAAUGGUGUAAGCGAUACGACGUACCAGGUAUAACCGGUGUCGAUACUCGAGCUAUCACCUCUCUCCUUCGAGAUCAGGGAACUACCCUCGGUCGAUUGGCAGUAGGUGAUGAAUCGCUCAAGCCUGCUCCUGCAUCAAGCGAAUUCUGGGAUCCAUCAACCGAGAAUUUAGUUGCUCAAGCGUCGACCAAACAACCUUACGUUCUCAAUGCCGAAGGUAAAGGACCACGAAUUGCCCUAUUGGAUUUCGGUACCAAAGCGAAUAUCCUCAGAUCGUUGGUUAAAAGAGGAGCUGUAGUCACCGUUUUACCAUGGGAUUAUGACUUUAAUUCAAUCAGAGAUCAAUUCGAUGGAUUGUUCUUAUCCAAUGGUCCAGGUGACCCCAAGCAAAUUAUGGAAACUGCCCUCAGGGUAAGGGAAACUAUCGAUCAAUGGGAUAAACCAAUUUUCGGAAUUUGUAUGGGACAUCAAGUUCUGGGUUUAGCUGCUGGUUUGGAAGCCUACAGAAUGACUUUCGGAAAUAGAGGUCAUAAUCAACCUGUAUUGGCUUUGGCUAGUUCGGGAAGUAUCAAUGCUGGUAGAGUUUAUGUUACUUCACAAAACCAUCAAUACGCUUUGAAGUUGACUGAAGAAUUUCCAGAAGGUUGGGCACCAUUCUUCAUCAACUGUAAUGAUUCUUCUGUAGAGGGUAUCAUCUCCACUCCAGAGAGUGGAAAGAGAGUUUGGGGUGUACAAUUCCAUCCUGAAUCUGCUGGUGGUCCAUUGGACACCAUCGAGAUGUUCACUGAUUUCGUCAACGAGUGUCAAUUCGGUCGAUCGGGAGGAUCUAACAUGAUUGCUGGAGAAGUCAAGGUUGGAGGAUCGGAUGCUAAAGCUGCCAGUGAGAUCAGCGCGACUGCUUAG